Messenger RNA from Caretta caretta (loggerhead turtle), 1611 nucleotides. NCBI's taxonomy places the organism in Eukaryota, Metazoa, Chordata, Testudines, Cheloniidae. The record is from RefSeq and is a predicted model, not a curated record.
AUGCCAGCGGCUGAGAACCCCUCGCCCAGCCAGGAGAGUGUCUGCCCGGCCCCGGGGCACAGAGCACUCCCCCAGCCCGCCAAGCCAGCUCCCGGGAUUCCCACCCCCGAGGCCGGCCAGACAGCGCCUCACAUCUGCACGUGGCCAGGCAGGCACGCUGGCAAGCCGCACGGCUGGCAAGCCGGCAGCCCCGAGCCCAACAAAGGCAGCAGUGAGCCACCGAUUCCGCGUGUGCGCGCGGUGAGCCAAGCGACGGCAUCUUCAGCGGCGCGAUGCAGGUCUAGGCCACGGCGCAGGAGAGCAGACGCCACGAGGACAAGCACCGCUGGCGGCAAAAGCCAGCCCAGCUCCCUGGAACAGGGACCCGGCUCCAGUCCCGGGGCUUCCUGGUACCAGUCGGGAGCCACGCCGCACCCGCCACACCCGCCGGCGCCUCCCCCUGCACCCGGCCAGGGCCUGGGUGAGCCACGCCGGGCCCCCCACACCCGCCCGGCGCCUCCCCCUGCACCCGGCCAGGGCCUGCGUGAGCCGCGCCCGCCACACCCGCCCGGCGCCUCCCCCUGCACCCGGCCAGGGCCUGGGGCCUGCGUGAGCCACGCCGCGCCCCCCACACCCGCCCGGCGCCUCCCCCUGCACCCGGCCAGGGCCUGGCCGCCCCCGCCCCCCCCCCCCCCCCCCCCCCCCCCCAACCCCCCCCCCAGCCCGCCCCCGCCCCUCCAGCCCCCCGCCCAACCCCCCCCCCCCCCUCUCCCCCCGCCAACCCUCCCCAGCCCGGCCCCUCUGCCCCCCAGCCCCCCGCCAACCCUCCCCAGCCCGGCCCCUCGCCCCUCCAGCCCCCCGCCAACCCUCCCCAGCCCGGCCCCUCGCCCCUCCAGCCCCCCCCCGGCCCCUCGCCCCCCAGCCCCCCGCCAACCCUCCCCAGCCCGGCCCCUCGCCCCCCCAGCCCCCCCGCCAACCCUCCCCAGCCCGGCCCCUCGCCCCUCCAGCCCCCCGCCAACCCUCCCCAGCCCGGCCCCUCUGCCCCCCAGCCCCCGCCAACCCUCCCCAGCCCGGCCCCUCUGCCCCCCAGCCCCCCGCCAACCCUCCCCAGCCCGGCCCCUCUGCCCUCCACCCCCCCCCAGCCCCCCCUCUGCCCCCAACCCCCCAACCCUCCCCAGCCCGGCCCCUCUGCCCCCCCCCCCCAAACCCCCCGCCCCCCCCCCCCCCCCCCCCCCCAACCCUCCCCAGCCCGCCCCCCCUCUGCCCCCCAGCCCCCCGCCAACCCUCCCCAGCCCGGCCCCUCUGCCCCCCAGCCCCCCGCCAACCCUCCCCAGCCCGGCCCCUCUGCCCCCCAGACCCCCGCCAACCCUCCCCAGCCCGGCCCCUCUGCCCCCCAGCCCCCCGCCAACCCUCCCCAGCCCGCCCGGCCCCUCGCCCCCCCCCCCCACCCCCGCCCCCCCCGCCCCCCCACCCCCCACCCUCCCCAGCCCGGCCCCUCUGCCCCCCAGCCCCCCGCCAACCCUCCCCAGCCCGGCCCCUCUGCCCCCCAGCCCCCCGCCAACCCUCCCCAGCCCGGCCCCUCUGCCCCCCAGCCCCCCGCCAACCCUCCCCAGCCCGGCCCCUCUGCCCCCC